UUAAUGUUUAGAGGAAAAGUAUAAAACAUCAUAAUAUAUAUUUUUAUUAUUUUAAUAGACGCCGGAAGGGUUUUCGCCGAAUUCUAGAGCUUAAUAAUUUUCAUUAAAGUAGUUAUCUAUGAGUUCUUUCGAUCCCGAUUUGUCACAACCAACUUGUCGAGUUUGUUUACAAAACAACCAUGAUGAAGAAAUGUCCUCAAUUUUUGAUCUGGACGCGGACUUCAAUGAUCUUCACAUCUACGAAAAAAUUGAACAGUGUGCUGGUAUUAAGAUAAUACGCCAUGAUAAAAUACCAACAUUAAUAUGUAGCGACUGCUAUGGGUUUUUAAAAGUUUCCUAUAAAUUUCGCACAAUCUGUCGCAAUUCCAAUGACUAUUUAAAAGAAUUUGUUGUUAGCGGUAAAACCAGUCCGCUUUUAGAGGAAGCUUUGCCCAAAGAAAAUCCACUGUCAAUAGCUGAAAAGACCUCUGGAAGGAAAGGCAAACGUUCUCAAUACAAAACAAGAAUAAAAGAAAGGGAUUCUCCACAAGUAGAGGACAUAAAAAGUGAAAAUGAAAUGAUUGUAAAAAGUGAAAAUGAUAAUGCAGCUAAUUCUAACGAUUUCAAAGAGUUAAAUGGUGAACAUUUCGAUGAAAUUGAUGAAAUAUGGUUGGAUCCAGAUUACCAAGAUGAUGAUGAUGAUUUUGAUGUUUCUAUAGGAUCAUUAGAGUUGGAUAUCAAGGUUGAAGAUGAAGAAAUCGAUAAACCUAAGAAACCAAUUAAAAGCAAAAAAAAAACAACUGUAAAACCUAAAAAGGCUAAAGCUAAACCAUCUAAGACUCUGGACAUCUCUUCGGAUGGUGCGGCAAUAAUACGUGAGAAAAAACCCAGAGCUAAGAGAGAAAAGAAAGAAAAAAUGCCACAUAUAUGCGAAGUUUGUGGGAAUAUAUAUCAGCGUCGCUAUUCUUUAGAGCUCCACAUGAGAAGACAUCGCGCCGAGAAACCGUAUGAAUGCGAAAUUUGUAGCUAUGCAUUUCAUAGUAAUUUUGAACUAAUACGUCAUAUGCGAAAACACACUGGAUCUAGACCUUAUAAGUGCAGUUAUUGUCCUCGAGCCUUUGGAGAUCAGUCAACUCUAAUAAAACAUGAGAGAAUUCACCGCAAUGAAAGGCCCUUCAAGUGCGAUACGUGUGGCAAAAGUUUCACCUACUCAAAUGUAUUGAAAUAUCAUAUAUUAACGCAUACAGGAGAAAAACCAUACACUUGUGAAAUCUGUGGUAAAUGUUUUACAAGAACUCAUCAUUUACGUGCUCAUUUGGAAACUUUGCAGCAUCAAAAUGACCCAAGAUCUAAAUUGCAAUUGCAAAAUAUUAGAAAAAACAAUAUAGGCCAAUAAAAUAAAUUCUAAUAAUCACUUAACCUCUGACUGAAAGACAGUAUGCUAAUAAAUUGGACUUGAACUCCGUUUUGUUUUUCUAAACAAGGACCUAAACCUACCUAAAAUCUCGUUGAUCCUACGAGACCGGAUUUUUUAUAUUUCAAUUGCUCGUGUUUUGAACAUUAAUCGAAGUUUUUUUUUUUAAUUUUGAGCUAACUCUCUUUCAUUCCGAGGUUAAACCUUUAAUUGUUUGGCUAAAUAAUUGAAUAUAAAAAAUUUUACACUUAAGUUAUAAUCAAUAAAUGAAGGAUAUUGUUGCAUGCUGAACCUAUUAUUUUAUAAAUUACUUCAUCUCCCUCAC
Calliphora vicina (urban bluebottle blowfly) is the source of this 1718-nucleotide messenger RNA. RefSeq names its product transcription factor Ouib. The record is from RefSeq and is a predicted model, not a curated record. Lineage: Eukaryota; Metazoa; Arthropoda; Insecta; Diptera; Calliphoridae. The transcript has 5 exons. Bases 119 to 1375 code for a protein of 418 amino acids. Gene Ontology annotation, biological process: regulation of transcription by RNA polymerase II. Gene Ontology annotation, molecular function: RNA polymerase II cis-regulatory region sequence-specific DNA binding; DNA-binding transcription factor activity, RNA polymerase II-specific; zinc ion binding. Gene Ontology annotation, cellular component: nucleus.